AUGAAUUACUCGUGCUGUCUAUAUAGUCAUAACUUGCACCGUACUACAAACACUUUAAAGAAAAGAAAGCAUGUUCGUAAGGAUAGUAAAUUUAGUGACAUACCACAGCUGAACAUCUGCAAGUGCAUCACAGGUGAAAACUCCUGGCUUUCCCUUCUGCUGCAGCUCCAGGACACAUACUCCAAGAGCAACAUUGCUUGUCUCACCGGGGAGGAAAUAGGAGAUUUCAUCCAAAACUUGGAUCUGAUUGAAAGUCAAGACAGAGUGGCUGAUCCCUGCUGGCAAGUAAAGUGGCACCUGGGAAAAUUAAUUAAAAAGAUGAUGCCAAGAAGCUAUGAGGAAAACAUAUCUUCAGUCAAUGCUGAAAGAACCCUGACACUGUCACACACUGACAGGCAGCAGCCACUCCGCCCCAUCAACAGGAUCGCAGCGCAUCUGACAGGCAACAGCAAUAGGAAGAGUUCCCUGUCCCCACGCAGUAAGAAAAAACCUUUAAAAACAGUUAAAGAUUCCUUGGCCAGAAAAGGGAGUGGACAAAAAAUAAGCAACUGGGAAUCGUCAAGGAAAGGCCACUCUUUUCUUUACAACGUGGAGCUGAGAAAUGGCGAGUUAGUGAUACCCCAGACGGGCUUUUAUUACAUCUACUCACAAAUUUAUUUUCGUUUCCGUGAAAACGAGAAUGAGGAUUCAGAUUUUUUGGCACAAAUCAGGAGUCCCAAACAGCUUGUGCAAUAUGUUUACAAACUGACUAAUUACCCAGAGCCCAUUAUGCUCAUGAAAAGUGCAAGAACAAGCUGCUGGUCUAAAAAGGCGGAAUAUGGACUUUAUUCCAUCUACCAAGGUGGAGUGUUUCAGCUGAAAAAAGAAGACAGGAUUUUUGUCUCUGUCAGUAAUGGUGAUAUAGUUGACAUGGACAAAGAAGCAAGUUUUUUUGGAGCCUUUCUGAUUGGUUAA
This is a messenger RNA of Nestor notabilis (Kea), 954 nucleotides long. RefSeq names its product tumor necrosis factor ligand superfamily member 10-like. Gene Ontology annotation, cellular component: membrane. Gene Ontology annotation, biological process: immune response. NCBI's taxonomy places the organism in Eukaryota, Metazoa, Chordata, Aves, Psittaciformes, Psittacidae. Gene Ontology annotation, molecular function: CD40 receptor binding; tumor necrosis factor receptor binding. The record is from RefSeq and is a predicted model, not a curated record.